This is a messenger RNA of Betta splendens (Siamese fighting fish), 1151 nucleotides long. RefSeq lists its product as uncharacterized. Bases 193 to 981 code for a protein of 262 amino acids. The record is from RefSeq and is a predicted model, not a curated record. The transcript has 6 exons. Lineage: Eukaryota; Metazoa; Chordata; Actinopteri; Anabantiformes; Osphronemidae.
UCCAGCACCGCCAGUGUAGCUGCGCUCCGCUGGACCAUCUCCGUGUUCUACAGGUUCCGUUUCCGUUUGGUCAAGCGGAGCAAUCCUCCCACCUACCGGGGCGGUCGCGUGACCGCUGCCCCCUCUUUAGCACGAGAACUUUCUGUUACGACACAACUUCACCCGCUAACGGUAAAUAGACACGUUAGAACCAUGUCCGGCGCUGUGAAUUUCAAAGAGUGCGGCUCUGUGCUGGUGACGGGAGCCAGCCGUGGGCUCGGCCUGCAGAUCGUGGAGAGUUUGGCGAGUGGCGGAUUCUCACCCGGAAAGAUCGUCGCCACGGCCCGAAACCCGGAGCGCGCGCAGAAACUCCAGGAGCUGGCCUCCAAGCACUCCAACAUCCACGUUAUAGCAUUAGAUGUAGUGAGCCAGGAAAGCAUCGAGAAGGCCGCUGCGGAGGUGACCCAGCUGCUUCCAGAACAUGGCCUCAACUGCCUCAUCAACAACGCAGGCAUCAGUGUGUCGGCUGACUUCAAUACGGUGACUGCAGAAAAGAUGAUAGAGACCUUCCAUACCAACACCGUGGCUCCUCUAAUGGUCACCAAGGCCUUCCUGCCCCUGUUGAGGCAAGCAGCAUCCAGAGGAGGAGCAGGUGGCUCAAGGAGCAUGAGUAUCCAGAGGGCAGCAGUAAUUAAUAUAAGCUCAGUGCUGGGCUCUCUGGAGCUCAACUGGAAAGCAGAAACCUUUAAUAAGUGGUACCCCUACAAGGCAUCCAAGUGUGCCUUGAACAUGGUGAGUCGUUGUAUGGCAUUAGACCUGGAGGCUGAUGGGAUUCUCUGCAUGGCUAUUCAUCCUGGAUGGGUCCGCACUGACAUGGGAGGGUGUGAGGCCCCACUGAGUCCAGAAGAGAGCAUCUCUUCCACAUUGUCUGUGAUUGGUGGAUUAACUGAGAAGGAUCAUGGGUCAUUUCUAGACUAUACAGGAGAGGUGUUGCCCUGGUGAUCCUAAUGAUCACAGAAAUAGGGCAUACAGUUAUGUACACUAUGCAUGUAUCAGUAGGGUUUUUCUUCGGUAUUAAACUGAAAUGCAAAGUAGUGAAAAUGUUUAAUUGAGCCAAUGAACUGCCUGAAACGCUAUAUAUUACAAUAAAGGUGUUUUUCUGAAGUUUCAAA